GCGGCGCCCAUGGAGACAAGCUGAGCCGUGUUCGCCUAAGGGCCUCCCGCCUUCUGGAGAUGGCUUCCGCUUGGCGGAGACUGGGUUUCUGUGUCUGUGUCCUGAAAAGGCAGCUCCGUGGUGGCCCGGAUGUCCUCAGCGGGGGAAGGAGAGCGGUGCCAGGAUGUGCCCGGGGAAUUUACAGUGCCACGGGGCAGUGGACGAGAGAGUAUACGCUGCAGACCAGGAAGGAUGUCGAGAAGUGGUGGCACCCGCAGAUCAAAGACCAGGCCUCCAGAACCCCUGAUGCCGAUAGGUCCAAGCCCAAGUUCUACGUGCUCUCCAUGUUCCCCUACCCUUCCGGCAAGCUGCACAUGGGCCACGUGCGCGUGUACACCAUCAGCGACGCCAUCGCGCGGUUCCAGAGGAUGCGAGGGAUGCAGGUCAUCAACCCCAUGGGGUGGGACGCGUUCGGACUGCCUGCCGAAAACGCCGCCAUCGAGAGGAAGCUGCACCCGGAAAGCUGGACGCAGAGCAACAUCAAGCACAUGAGGAGGCAGCUGGACCGGCUGGGCCUGUGCUUCAGCUGGGACAGGGAAAUCACCACGUGUUCACCAGAUUACUACAAGUGGACCCAAUACCUCUUUAUCAAACUCUACGACGCCGGACUGGCCUAUCAGAAGGAGGCCCUGGUUAACUGGGACCCGGUGGACCAGACGGUGCUGGCCAACGAGCAGGUGGACGAGCACGGCUGUUCCUGGCGUUCUGGAGCCAAGGUCGAGCAGAAGUACCUCAGACAGUGGUUUAUUAAGACGACGGCUUACGCAAAGGCCAUGCGGGACGGGCUGGCGGACCUUCCGGAGUGGUAUGGCAUCAAAGGCAUGCAGGCCCACUGGAUCGGGGACUGCGUGGGCUGCCAUCUGGACUUCGAGCUAAAGGUUGACGGGCAAGCCACAGGAGAAAAGCUGACCGCCUACACGGCCACCCCCGAGGCUGUGUACGGCGCGUCCCAUGUUGCGGUCACUCCCAGCCACAGACUGUUGCACGGGCACAGCCCUCUGAAGGGGGCCUUCCGGGAGGCGCUGGUCGCCGGCAGAGACUGCCGCACGCCCGUGACAGCUGUGAACAUGCUCACCCAGCAGGAGGUCCCUGUCGUCAUCUUGGCCAAAGCUGACUUCGAGGGCUCUCUGGACUCAAAAAUAGGAAUCCCCAGCACCAGCCCAGAGGACGCCAUCGUGGCCCAGAGGCUGGGCCUGCCCUACUCCGACGUCAUCGAAACGGCGCCAGACGGCACGGAGAGGCUGAGCGGCUCUGCCGAGUUCACAGGGAUGCACCGGCGGGAAGCGUUCCUCGCCCUGACUCAGAAGGCCCGGAGGAUGCGAGUGGGCGGCGACGUGACGAGCGACAGGCUGAAGGACUGGCUGAUCUCCCGGCAGCGGUACUGGGGCACGCCGAUCCCCAUGGUGCACUGCCCGGCCUGCGGCCCCGUGCCCGUGCCCCUGGAGGACUUGCCCGUGACCUUGCCCAGCAUCACCUCCUUCACGGGCCGGGGAGGCUCCCCGCUGGCCACGGCUUCGGAGUGGGUGAACUGCCCCUGCCCCAGGUGCCGGGGAGCGGCCAAGAGAGAGACAGACACGAUGGAUACCUUUGUGGACUCUGCCUGGUACUACUUCAGAUACACCGACCCUCACAACCUGCACAGGCCCUUCAGCGCCGCGCUGGCCGACUACUGGAUGCCCGUGGAUCUGUACAUCGGCGGGAAAGAGCACGCCGUCAUGCACUUGUUCUACGCGAGGUUCUUGAGCCAUUUCUGCCACGAUCAAAAAAUGGUCAAACACAGAGAACCUUUUCGUAAGCUGCUGGCCCAAGGCCUCAUCAAGGGGCAGACGUUCCGCCUACCCUCUGGCCAAUGCCUACAGAGAGAGGAAGUAGACCUCACAGGCCCCGUGCCCGUCCGCGCAGGGACGGGGGAGGAGCUGGAGGUGACGUGGGAGAAGAUGAGCAAGUCCAAGCACAACGGGGUGGACCCCGAGGAGGUGGUGGAGCAGUACGGCCUCGACACGGUCCGCCUCUACCUCCUGUUCGCCGCGCCCCCGGAGAAGGACAUCCUGUGGGACGUGAAGACCGACGCGCUCCCCGGCGUGCUGAGAUGGCAGCAGCGUCUGUGGUCCCUGGUGACGCGAUUCAUCGAGGCCAGGGCCUCGGGGGAGGCGCCCCGGCCGCAGCUGCUGAGCAGCGAGGAGAGAGCGGAGGCCCGGAAGCUCUGGGAGUACAAGAACUCGGUCAUCUCUCAGGUGACCGCCCACUUCACAGAGGACUUCUCCCUGAACUCAGCGAUCUCCCAGCUGAUGGGGCUCAGCAGUGCCCUCCUGCAAGCCUCCCCGGGAGUGGUCCUCCACAGCCCCGAGUUCGAGGACUCGCUGGGCGCCCUGCUGGUGAUGGCUGCUCCGAUGGCCCCGCACGUCGCCUCCGAGCUCUGGGCAGGCUUGGCGCUGGUGCCACAGAAGCUGUGCUCCCACCAUGCCUGGGACGCCAACGUGCUGCUCCAGCCGUGGCCCACCGUGGACCCGCAGUUCCUGCAGCAGCCGGACGUGGUGCAGAUGGCCGUCCUGAUCAACAACAGAGCCUGUGGCAAAGUCCCCGUGCCCCAGCAGGUGGCCCGGGACCAGGACAAAGUGCAUGAGCUUGUUCUUCAAAGCGAGCUGGGCGCCAGGCACCUCCAAGGGCGGAGCAUCAAGAAAGCCUUUCUCUCCCCCAGAACGGCCCUCAUCAACUUCCUGGUGCAGGAGUGAUGGGAGGGGGUGGGGGGGCACGGGGCCUCGAAGGGACCUCCAUCCGGGCCUGGGUGGCAAGAAGCGGUGCUGGCCCAGGGGCAGGGGAGACACAGAUGACUUGAACGUUUGCCUUCGUGCCUGUGUGGCGUGGCCUGGUGCAGGGGUGAGGGCGGGCAGAGGAGAAACGGGAGUGAAGGGGGGGCAAGAGCACCUGUCCCACUGUGCCCCCCGCCUUGUGCUGGAGGAAGCCACCGGACCCCGUGUGGAGCCAGCGGACAUGCAGCUGGGUGGGAAUGAGCGGAAGUGGCGGGAAUGGGCACCUUGCCUCUCGAGCCACAGCCCGGGUGCUUCUGGGUCCCAGGAACCCCACUGUCUCCGCCCCACCCAGGAGCAGGAGGGUGAGCUGAGCCAGCCCAUGAGGCUUGGGGGCAGUGCGGACAGCCACCUGGAACAGGGACAGGGCCUGGGCAUCAUGGCGGGUGGGUUCCUCACCUCCUAGCCCAGGGGGAAAGCCACUGGGGUCACGCCCAUGUACCCUACAGGCGGAGUGGACGCUGGGGUCCUCAGAAGUUGCUCUGACCGAAAAGGCAGCGGUGCCAGUCCCUCUGCCAGUGUCCCCGCCGCCCCUCAGCUUCGCCUUGCCGGUCACGCCCUGCCCGGCCCGGUUGGACGUGCCCGCCAGGCCUGC
This is a messenger RNA of Phyllostomus discolor (pale spear-nosed bat), 3441 nucleotides long. It is a transcript of the gene LARS2, whose product is annotated as leucyl-tRNA synthetase 2, mitochondrial. Gene Ontology annotation, biological process: leucyl-tRNA aminoacylation; mitochondrial translation. Gene Ontology annotation, cellular component: mitochondrion. Gene Ontology annotation, molecular function: ATP binding; aminoacyl-tRNA deacylase activity; leucine-tRNA ligase activity. NCBI's taxonomy places the organism in Eukaryota, Metazoa, Chordata, Mammalia, Chiroptera, Phyllostomidae. The record is from RefSeq and is a predicted model, not a curated record.